Molecule: messenger RNA, 496 nt
Organism: Cimex lectularius (bed bug)
Lineage: Eukaryota; Metazoa; Arthropoda; Insecta; Hemiptera; Cimicidae
Product: glycine-rich cell wall structural protein-like
Exons: 3
Coding region: 27-425 (132 amino acids)
Source: RefSeq, a predicted model, not a curated record
CCUGCACGCACCGGAGGAUAACCAAAAUGGGAAAAAUUAUCUUUGUCACUCUUUGCUGCAUCGCAGUGGUCUACGGACACGGAGAAAGCGAGACCCAUGUUUCAAGAGAACACCAAGGGGAAUACAAAUUCGGUGUCGACCACCAUUUCCACGGGCACUGGAAAGGUUCUUCUCAUCCACACGGAUUCGCCGGUUUGGGCGACGGUCACGGAGACUACAAAGGUGCCGAUGUGAAAUUCGUCCACUUCCUUCCUCAGAGCCUCCACGGAGGACAUGGAGGACAGGGUGGUGAAGGAGGACAAGGAGGUAGCGGUGGCGGCGAAGGCAAAGAAGGCGGAGAAGGUGGCAAACACCUCGGUCAUGGCACCAGCUACACCAACUUCAACAUGAAAUCGGUUGUAGAAAAACAUCAUGGAAAGUGGUGAUUUAAAAAUCGAAAUCCUCAAUUCGCUGUUCAAUGGUUGUCAUUACAAAUAAACAGUCGUUUCCCUUUUAA